Carassius carassius (crucian carp) is the source of this 1148-nucleotide messenger RNA. RefSeq lists its product as uncharacterized. Bases 149 to 1093 code for a protein of 314 amino acids. The record is from RefSeq and is a predicted model, not a curated record. NCBI's taxonomy places the organism in Eukaryota, Metazoa, Chordata, Actinopteri, Cypriniformes, Cyprinidae. The transcript has 2 exons.
UGGAAGUUAAACUGCUCCCUGCUGAAAGACAUAGAGAUCACAACAGACUACAGGGAGCAGUACAGCCAAUGGCAGACUUUACAAGACUUUUAUGAUUCACGAGCACAGUGGUGGGAGAUGACUCUUUCUUGCAUCCCUGGAACGUGCAAUGUUUUAUUUUUUGUGGGGGUCCAAGUGGGAGAGACUUAAAAGAGCAACCAUGAAGAAAGCACCCCAAAAUGGAGGAAAAGGAGUGCCAGACCCCUACUUGUUUUUAGGAGCUUUUUAUACUGCACUACAUAUAAAACAUGCCCGAACCCCAUCCAAACAAGACAAAACAGCAGCCAUGACCCGGUUUUGGAUGGGGUCCUACUUAAGAACUCAAAACAUUUUACAGAUUGACUUGACAACGCCGGUUGCCUUUGACCAACCCCCAGCUUACACCCACAUAAAGAAGUUUUUAAAGAAAUUCAAUUUGGAAAAAGAAAGUGUGACCGUUUUAACUAAUCAUCGCUCCAUACUCUCUCUUGUGCAGGAAUGGGAACAAGUGUGUCCAGUGCGCGGGCUCACUCUAGGUGAAGCCCAAAAAGUUUGGCGGAAUGUAUCCCACUCAGCUCUUCACAACCGACACCGAGACUUGGCUUGGAUGGCUGCCCAUGAGAUCCUCCCGGUCAGGGCCGUGAUGCACUCCCGAGGCAUGUCAAAGAACCCCAUCUGCCCACGGCCCGGAUGUGGCGCACCCGAGACCGUGAAGCACGCCUUCUGGGAGUGCAGCGCUGUGAGGGACCUGUGGGCAACAGCUGGCCCCCAGCAAUUCCCGUGCCUGCCAGUAGGGGGGGUCCUAGACUACCCAAUGGGAAGAGGAGGGGUGAGCCAAGAGGAAAUGCCAGCAAAAACACCCCCUAAGCUAUGGCUCACCAUCAUCUGCAUCAAAGACGCCAUAUGGACCUCCAGAAACCUACUGGUAGGGAAGCGCAUGCAGGGGUCCCUCCACGCCACCAUCCAGCUGGCUAAAUCAAGGCUGCAGGAGUACACCGCAUGUCGCCAUUCGGAUGUGGAGGGUCAGAGCUUCACGGGAAAGGUCCCCAUAGCCACGAGCCCUGGCUGUCCGUAGAUGCCCCCAAACACCUGAAGUGGGGCAGCGGCGCCACGGUUUAAGAGGAUCUCCU